This is a messenger RNA of Teleopsis dalmanni, 899 nucleotides long. RefSeq names its product stomatin-like. Lineage: Eukaryota; Metazoa; Arthropoda; Insecta; Diptera; Diopsidae. The record is from RefSeq and is a predicted model, not a curated record. The coding region runs from base 165 to 890 and encodes 241 amino acids. The transcript has 5 exons. Gene Ontology annotation, cellular component: plasma membrane.
AUAUAUAUAUAUAUUAACAAUUAAUUAACAAUGAACAUGAGUGUAUAUCAUGAUUUACAUGAGUUUGAUAGUCGAAAUAUUAUAACAAUUCAAUCUCUUUUUAAGGCGAAAGGCAAGAGUCUAAUUUAAGUGAGCAGCUAUUAUAUAUUUUGUCAAUUCUUUUAAUGGUGGUAACAUUUCCAAUAUCAAUGGCUUAUGUUUGGAUAUGUCCAAAAGAAUAUGAGCGUGUAGUGAUAUUCAGACUCGGACGUUUAAGAGAAGAUAAAACUUACGGUCCUGGCUUAGUAUUUUAUUUGCCAUGUAUCGAUGAUUUCCUGAAAAUUGAUCUGCGCACUUUCUCGCUUGAUGUACCGCCUCAAGAAAUUCUAACAAAAGAUUCAGUUACUAUAUAUUGUGAUGCUGUUGUUUUUCAUAGAAUUGAAAAGCCUUUGUUGGCAGUAAUACAGGUGGAACGUGUAGGAAAGGCAACACAGUUAUUAGCACAAACUACUUUACGAAAAGUUGCUGGAACUAAAAUGCUUGUAGAACUUUUAACUGAUAGGGAGGCAAUUGCGAAUGAAGUUAGUGUAAUAUUAGAUGAAGGUACUACUCCAUGGGGAGUUAAAGUAGAACACGUAGAAAUUAAAGACGUUCGCAUACCACGUGAUUUACAAAGAGCAUUGGCAGCAGAAUCAGAAGCUAUUCGCAUGGCUAAAGCAAAAAUCGUUGCUGCUGAAGGUGAAUUAAAAGCGUCAUUAACACUUAAGGAAGCAUCAGAUAUAAUGUCUGAGAAUACGAUGACCGUCCAGCUACGUUACCUACAAACAUUAUGCGCAAUUGCUGGAGAGAGAAAUCAUACAAUUAUAUUUCCAUUCCCGACUGAUUUUCUAAAUAAUCUAUUUAAAAAUUAAAAAAUAUAU